This is a messenger RNA of Sarcophilus harrisii (Tasmanian devil), 3495 nucleotides long. It is a transcript of the gene TAX1BP1, whose product is annotated as Tax1 binding protein 1. The transcript has 17 exons. Gene Ontology annotation, biological process: negative regulation of apoptotic process. Bases 194 to 2575 code for a protein of 793 amino acids. NCBI's taxonomy places the organism in Eukaryota, Metazoa, Chordata, Mammalia, Dasyuromorphia, Dasyuridae. The record is from RefSeq and is a predicted model, not a curated record.
CCUUCCCCCGUUCCUCCUCCUCUUCUUCCUUCUCCGGCCUCGGGUCGUUCCGCCCGCCCUCCCCUCAGCGACGCGGCCCUCUCGCCGGUCUGUGGAGAUAGGCGCCGGGCGGCCGAUGGCAGCUCUGGGCGGGAGGCUUUGUUGACGCUGUCCAGCCUCCGCCGGGGUCUCUCCGGCCCGCCGUGGAUAAACUAUGACAUCCUUUCAAGAAGUCCCGUUAUCAAGCACCCUUCAGACUUCCAACUUUGCACAUGUCAUCUUUCAAAAUGUGGCCAAGAGUUAUCUUCCCAACUCCCACCUUGAAUGUCAUUACACCUUGACCCAGUAUAUCCAUCCACACCCAAAAGAUUGGGUUGGCAUUUUUAAGGUUGGUUGGAGUACAGCUCGAGAUUACUAUACAUUUUUAUGGUCUCCAAUGCCUGAAAAUUAUGUGGAAGGAUCAACAGUCAAUUGUUUAUUAUCCUUUCAAGGAUAUUACCUUCCAAAUGAUGAUGGAGAAUUUUAUCAGUUCUGUUACGUUACCCAUAAGGGUGAGAUUCGAGGAGCAAGUACUCCAUUCCAAUUUCGAGCAUCUUCUCCAGUUGAGGAACUGCUGACUAUGGAAGAUGAAGGAAAUUCUGACAUGUUGGUGGUGACUACAAAAGCUGGCCUGCUUGAGUUCAAAAUCGAGAAAACAAUGAAAGAAAAAGAAGAGCUGUUAAAGGUAACCAGUGUUCUGGAGAAGGAGACAUCUCAACUCAGAGAACAGAUUGGGAGACUGGAGAAGGAACUUAACAAUGAAAAGGCAAGAUGUGACCAGCUACACGUGGAGCACCAGAGUCUUGUUGAAGCAUCACAAAAUGUAAAUAUGGAGAAUGAUGAGCUUAAGAAAAAACAUAGUGAAGCAGCUUUAAAAAUUCUUCAGCUAGAGGAUGAUCUUGUGACUGUGACCCAGAAAGCGAUUACAAAGGAAACUGAAUUGGACAGUUUGAAAGACAAAUUCAAGAAAAUAACACUUGAAAAAGAACAAUUGGAAAGUCAGUUGAAGACCGAAAAGGAUGAGAAGGAACUUUAUAAGGUCCACUUGAAGAAUACAGAAAUAGAGAAUACCAAGCUUGUCACUGAGAUCCAGACUUUAAAAAAUUUAGAUGGGAACAAGGAAAAUAUGAUUGCCCAUUACAAGGAGGAGGUGGGCCGACUGCAGCUUUGUAUGGCAGAAAAGGAAAACCUGCAUCGAGCCUUGUUGCUGACAGCCUCUGGCAAAAAUGAUACUGCAUAUCUAAAAGAGCAGCUUCGCAAAGCAGAGGAACAGGCUCAGGCUACUCGGCAAGAAGUUGUGUUUCUUGCCAAAGAGCUGAGUGAUGCAGUCAACGUGAGGGAUCAGACCAUGGCUGAUCUCCACAGUGCCCGGCUAGAAAAUGAGCAAGUCAAAAAACAGCUGGCUGAGGCCGUGGCCGAACUGAGAGUCGCCGUUGUAAAAAAGCAACAGGAGAAAACUGAUCCAGUGGAACAGGACCUACGCAGAGAGGUGGAAGACCUGAAGCUUCGCCUGCAGAUGGCUGCAGACCAUUAUCGAGAGAAAUUCAAGGAAUGCCAGAGGCUCCAAAAACAAGUGACCCGGCUCACAGAGCAGGCUACAAAUGGGAACCAACAGAAAGUGACGGAUGCUUCAAGCAACACAGACACAGCAGCUAGCUCUCCUGUUAACUUCGUAUUUUCAAGUGCUCCAGUUGCAGUUGCUACAUCUGAGGUAAUUCCCGAGAUGGUGACAAAGGGCCAGAUCUGUGAAAUGACCAAGGAAAUUGCAGAGAAAACAGAAAAGUAUAAGAAAUGUAAACAACUACUCUUGGAGGAGAGGGCCAAAUGUAGCAGCUACGCCGACGAACUGGCCAGAUUGGAGUUGAAGUGGAAGGAGCAGGUGAAAAUCAGUGAGGAUGCGAUGCUGCGCCUUGCGGAGGUGGAGGAUCAGAACAAAGAGCUUGAAAAGAAACUUGAAAAUCAAGCUGAGAGAGAAAAGGAAGGUCAGAGUCCCUGGCAAUCCUCAGCGAGUGGCCCCCCUAAAGAGCAGAGCGGGCCUGUCCCUUCAGUGCUUUCAGUGCCCAAUAGUCAACCAGUUCUGCAAUUUGGAAAUCCCUAUGCAACUCCGGACUCCAGAGAAGGAGCAGAUGGUGCUUUUUACCCAGAUGAAAUCCAAAGGCCACCACCUGUAAGAUCAUUCUUGUGGGAAUUGGAAGACAACGUAGUCUGUAGCCAGCCUGCUCGAAACCUUAGUCGGCCUGAUGGUUUAGAGGAUCCUGAAGAAAGCAAUGAUGAUGAUGAGAAUGUCCCUACUGCUCCCGAACCUCCAAGCCAGCUCUUACAUGCUCAUGGGACGGGGUUUUGCUUUGAUUCCAGCUUUGACGUUCACAAGAAGUGUCCCCUCUGUGAGUUAAUGUUCCCUCCCAACUAUGAUCAGAGCAAGUUUGAAGAGCACGUCGAAAGUCACUGGAAGGUGUGCCCCAUGUGCAGCGAGCAGUUCCCUCCAGACUAUGACCAGCAAGGGUUUGAAAGGCACGUUCAGACUCAUUUUGAUCAGAAUGUUUUAAAUUUUGAUUAGAAUAUCAGUUUUUAUUAUGUUAUUCCAGUUUACCAUUUAAAAAAAGAUCACCUUCAAUAGAUAUACCAUAUCCGAGAAAACAUCUAAUCCAUGUUUCUGACUCUUUUCAUCAUAUGUUACCUGUGUACAGCACAGUAGGUUUAGGGCCAGGGUCCAUCUUGGGCUUAGCAGCAGAUAGUAAAGUAGGCUCUGUUAUUCUCUCCUGCUCUAAGAAAAGGAAGAAAUUCUUUGUGUUGUGUGUGUGUGUAUAUCUUUAUUUAUUCCCCAGUUGUGAACAUUGUAUCAAUAAAGGACACAGGGAUUAUUUUAAUGUGACAACAGAAAAAUUCCAUGGUGGUAGGGAAUAGAGCAGACUGAUAACCAGUUUCUAUUGCAUAGGUGAUUGAGCAUGAUUAAAUAUUAUGUAAUAAAAAAAUUUUUCUGAUAGCAAUCUUGUGUAGUAAUUCUUUGGGCAAGUUUCAGAAAGCUGUAAUUUAUCCUAUGAACAUAGUUUUCUAAUCCUCUUUGGAAGUUUAUUUAGGUGCAUGUAUGAUGAGAUUACAUGCUUGCAACGUAGCAAAUACCUCGUUUACAUGGGAAAAGGUUGGCCUUAGGAAUUAAUCUAAGGAAGCACAUUUUGCUUUAAUCCAGUAUUUUUAUGAAUAAAGAAAUUAAUAUAAUUAGAUUUAUCUGAAUGAUUAUUUUUCAAUUAUCUUACAGUUAUAUUUAUAGCUAAUGGAAAGUAAGUGAAGAAACCUUCCUCAUUUCCCAGGGCUCUGGGUUCUUGACAAAGAGUUCUUGCAGGGGAGGGAUUUUGUGCAUUCUGCAAUUUUCCUGUUAAGCAUAAAAAUUAUGUUUCUAAUUAAGCAAUUAAAAAUGUGAGAAGACAUUUGUUUCUGACUGUACAGUACUCAUUACAUUAAAGUUAAACCAGUAUUGGA